UAUAUUAAUCAGUCAAUAAGUCUGAAAUUGUGUUAUCAAUGACUUAUUAAACUUUAUAAUUUAAAAAAUCUGUACAUUUUUAGUGAUAUUUGAGGUCAACUAUAUUCACAAUUAACAAAACGUGGAAAUAAUUAUUGCAAUUGUGAGAAUUCCAUAUUUUAAUACUAAUUUUGGUGAAUAGUGUUUUAGUUAAUUUUAAAUUAUUUAAAUUAUCAAAGCAAUUAUUGCAUAACAUAAUUUAAAAUGAAAACAAGUCUACCAUACAGACAGUAUGAAAUAGCGAAAAAUUAUUGAAUUUAUUCGAUCAAAGUCUUUUUUGGAGUGAAUACAUACUAGAAGAUAAUAAAAAAUUUUUAUACGCUUCACAAUGUUUAUUGAUGAUAUAAUUUACGUUGGUAUUUUAUUGGGAAGUAUUGCUUUUGGAGAUAUAUUUCGGAAAAUAAAAAAUCCAAAUACAAAACAAUGGGUCAGCACUACAGUAGGAUUUAUAAUUGCAUUUAUUGUAUCAGGAUGGCAUAUUGUCCAUCCAAUUUGUAUAACUUUUAUUAAUGCUCUUAUUAUUUCUCAACUAUCUCACAAAAUAAGGCAUACAGUAGCUUUUGUCUUCUCAUUUUUUUAUCUCUUAGUGAUCUUCCGUUCAGCAGACUGGUUUGGACUUCCAAUUUCUCCUGGUCAUACAAAUCUAAUCCUGAUGAUGAUGACCUUAAAAUAUGCUGGUUUAGGAUUUGAAAUAAAAACUGCUAUUGAAGAAUUAAAAGAAAAUCCAGAUGUUGAUUGUUAUAAAGCGAUGAAGAACAUUGGAAUGAUUGAUGUUGUACAUUAUGGAUUCAGUUACAUGGGUAUACUGACAGGGCCAUAUUAUAGAUAUAGAACAUAUUGGGAUUGUAUUAAUCGCAAUUUCGCAGAUUAUAUUGAUUGUUGGGAAAUAACUUUUAGUAAAUUGAAAAUUAUAUCGAUAAAUGCGGUAAUUUUUUUCGUAUCAAAUUACUGUUUCCCUUACACUUAUGCCUUAACAGACGAUUUUAUGGAAAGAUCGUAUUGGUACCGAGUUUGGUAUGUCUAUCCAACAUUUGUCACUUUUAGAACGAGAUUAUAUGUCGGAAUGAUGUUUUCCGAGUGUGUUUGUCAAAUGGCUGGAUUGGGAGCAUAUCCAAUAAGCUCACAACCACGAUCUGGACUUGGUCCUAAAGACUAUAAAGUAGCGACCCAAAUUGUUUUAAAUCCGGAAAAAAUAAAAGAAGAAAAAAUGGACUUUGUAACAGUACAUAAUAUAAAUAUAAGAGGAGUUGAAACGGCAUAUUUAGUUAGAGAUGCUAUGAAACAAUGGAAUAUUACUGUACAAUAUUGGAUGGCGACCUAUGUAUACAAAACUUUUCCUCACAAAGUUCUUCGAGUAUACUUGACCUUCAUUAUAUCUGCAGCUUGGCAUGGUCAUUAUUUUGGUUACUAUGUCUGUAUAUUUUCAGUACCAUUUUAUCUUCCAAUUGACGAUCUUUAUGUUAAGUUUUAUAACCAAAGUAAAGAAGGCAGUUUUGCGAAGAAAGCUUGGUGGUUCUUUCUCUGGUUUUGCAGAUUUUCGUGUAUGGCUUAUUUAGGUUUUGGUUUUCAAUUAUUAUCAUUCGAAAAUAAUUAUCGAUAUUAUUGGAAAGCAGUCUAUAUGAUUGGCCAUAUUGUUGCAAUAAUUGUUUAUAUUGUAGGAUUAGGAAUAAAACCAUUUCUACUUGUUAAUGGUGAUAGUAAAAAAAGGCUGUGAUUUAUACAUAAAAGUGUUUGCCAUAUUUAUUAUUAUUUAGAAACUUAUAUAUACUUGCUUUUAUAUUGGAUAUAUAUAAAUAUAAUAGUAUUUUUGAAAUAUUACGUGUUAUUAACUGAAGUUUUGUAAAAAUAACACUUAAAAUUCAAUUACUUUUACCGAUGAAA
Molecule: messenger RNA, 1920 nt
Organism: Chelonus insularis
Lineage: Eukaryota; Metazoa; Arthropoda; Insecta; Hymenoptera; Braconidae
Gene: frj
Product: farjavit
Exons: 6
Coding region: 368-1753 (461 amino acids)
Biological process (GO): lipid modification; phosphatidylinositol biosynthetic process
Cellular component (GO): mitochondria-associated endoplasmic reticulum membrane contact site; membrane
Molecular function (GO): lysophospholipid acyltransferase activity
Source: RefSeq, a predicted model, not a curated record